AUGAGUUCUUCAAGAGGUCUCCAGUCCAUUCGUCCAGUCUCCAGGACCUUCAAUGCGCUUCCCGCUGCGUAUGCUGGCGCGCAAGUCGCAUCGAGACGGCAUGCUGGAACAAUUGCUAACUUCAAGAUCCCUACCAUCAACAACGAGCCCAACCAACACUACACCAAGGGCUCAGUCGACAGGCAGAAGCUCCAGGACGCCAUCGCAGCGUUGAAGAAGAAGGGAGCUGUCACAGUUCCCCUCGCAAUAGGUGGCGAGCACAUCAACAACUCCUCCGUUCUUACACAACACGAUCCCUCCUCCCACGCCGAUGUAGUCGCCAGAUAUUCGAACGCCAGCGCCGCAGACGUCAAGAAGGCCAUUGACUCAGCACUCGCGGCAAAGGCUGACUGGGAGGCUCUUCCCUUCGCUGACCGCGCUUCGGUCUUCCUCAAGGCGGCCGACUUGGUAUCUGGAAAGUACCGAUAUGAAAUCAUGGCUGCGACUAUGGUCGGUCAGGGCAAGAAUGCAUGGCAGGCUGAGAUAGACUCGGCUGCUGAGCUUUGCGAUUUCCUCAGGUUCAAUGUCAAGUACGCUGAGGACACAUACGGCCACCAACCCGUGCAUAACUCGCCCGGUGUCUGGAAUCGCGUGGAGUACCGACCUCUUGAGGGAUUUGUGUACGCCGUAUCGCCCUUCAACUUCACCGCGAUUGGCGGUAACCUCCCAGCAGCACCAGCUCUGAUGGGCAAUGUCGUUGUUUGGAAGCCAUCUCCCUCGGCCAUCGCCUCGAACUGGCUCUUGUACCAGAUCCUGAUUGAAGCCGGUCUUCCCCCAAAUGUGGUCCAGUGGGUACCUGGUGAUGCCGUCGAGGUCACAAGGGAGGUCCUCUCUCACAGGCACUUCGCCGCCCUCCACUACACUGGUAGCACGGUGGUCUUCCGCCAGCUGUACGGCACAAUCGCUAACGGCGUUGCUGACGGCAAGUACCAAAGCUACCCUCGUAUUGUUGGUGAGACAGGAGGCAAGAACUUCCACUUGGUACACCCCAACGUCGAUGUGAAGAACGCCGCCAUCCAGACUGUCCGGGGUGCGUUCGAGUACCAGGGCCAGAAGUGCAGUGCUUGCUCACGCUUGUAUGUCCCUGAGUCCCAAUGGCCCGAGUUCCAGAAGGUCUUGGUCGCGGAGACAGAGGCUCUUAAGAUUGGCGAGCCCUCUCAGUUCGACAACUUCAUCGGCCCAGUCAUCCACGAGGCCAGCUUCAAGAAGCUUUCUGGUGUUAUCGACGAGGCCAAGAACGACAGCGAACUUGAGCUCCUCGUUGGUGGCACGUACGACAGCAGCAAGGGUUACUACAUUCACCCCACCAUCUACAAGACUACCAAUCCUAACCACCCUCUCCUGUCCCGCGAGCUUUUCGGCCCUGUUCUCGUCACCUACGUCUACGACGACGCCGCUCCUGGUGCCUUUGAAAAGAUCAUCAAGCAGAUUGACGAGACCUCCGAGUACGCUCUGACUGGUGCCGUCUUCGCCAAGGAGAGGAAAGACCUCAACUUCGCCGAGAAUAAGCUAAGGAACGCGGCCGGUAACUUCUACCUCAACUGUAAGUGCACUGGAGCCGUUGUUGGCCAGCAGCCCUUCGGUGGUUCAAGGGCUAGUGGCACCAACGACAAGGCUGGCAGCGCUACCCUGCUGUCUCGUUUCGUCAGCAUGAGGGCGAUCAAGGAGGAGUUCGUUGCUACUGAAAAGGUCCAUUACCCCAGCAACGAGGUCUGA
Molecule: messenger RNA, 1755 nt
Organism: Didymella exigua CBS 183.55
Lineage: Eukaryota; Fungi; Ascomycota; Dothideomycetes; Pleosporales; Didymellaceae
Product: delta 1-pyrroline-5-carboxylate dehydrogenase
Exons: 3
Coding region: 1-1755 (584 amino acids)
Cellular component (GO): mitochondrial matrix
Molecular function (GO): L-glutamate gamma-semialdehyde dehydrogenase (NAD+) activity
Source: RefSeq, a predicted model, not a curated record